Exophiala aquamarina CBS 119918 is the source of this 318-nucleotide messenger RNA. RefSeq lists its product as uncharacterized. The record is from RefSeq and is a predicted model, not a curated record. Bases 1 to 318 code for a protein of 105 amino acids. Lineage: Eukaryota; Fungi; Ascomycota; Eurotiomycetes; Chaetothyriales; Herpotrichiellaceae. The transcript is spliced from 2 exons.
AUGACAGAACCAGAUGAUGUCGAAGAGGAUCUCUUCGCUGAUCUCUACGAUGCCGAUGAAGCCAGCGCUCCAACCCACUUAUCAACAACUAGCGCAGUUCCCUCUGCUCCGGUUGAUACGUCGAUCAAUAAAGCAAAAGAUGAGCCUGGAUAUGGCGAAGAGCCAGACGUUGCCUAUGAUCCCACUUCCUUUGACGUGGAUGCGAUGGGACAAGAUGACCAGAUGAAUGGUGCCCAAAAUAUGAGGUCGGAACCGGAGGUACAUGAGAGACCAGCCCAUACCGAGUCGUCGGGUAUUAAUAUGAAAGAGGACGGGUAA